This is a messenger RNA of Diprion similis, 1127 nucleotides long. It is a transcript of the gene Naa60, whose product is annotated as N-alpha-acetyltransferase 60. The transcript has 2 exons. The record is from RefSeq and is a predicted model, not a curated record. Gene Ontology annotation, biological process: N-terminal peptidyl-methionine acetylation. Gene Ontology annotation, cellular component: Golgi membrane. Gene Ontology annotation, molecular function: protein-N-terminal amino-acid acetyltransferase activity; histone acetyltransferase activity. The coding region runs from base 191 to 982 and encodes 263 amino acids. NCBI's taxonomy places the organism in Eukaryota, Metazoa, Arthropoda, Insecta, Hymenoptera, Diprionidae.
AAGAAGGCCUCUAUGAAUUAUUUCAUAUCCAAUGGACCAACCGAUGUGUCAAAAAAUAACAGAAAAGUAAGAUGUCCGCGGUGCUUAGCGUGUUUACUGCGAAAUAUUUAUAUAAUACAUGAUCGUAUUUAUGUGAAAAAGAUAAAUAAAAUGCGUUUGUUCCGAAUUUGGUCGAGAGUGUGUCGCCCUAAUGGCUGCGCCCUUUAACUGGUACAGUCAACAGCAAGCCGAGGGCAGUGGCUUAUGCUGUGAAGUGACGACCGAAUGCAAUGGGAACGAGAACACAUCAAAACACAUCGCUGUCACGGUGCCCCUUUGCAUCCUGGCAGAUGUUCAACUCCGUUUCUUAUGUCCCGAGGAUUUGGAGGAGGUCCGAACUUUGUGUGAAGAUUGGUUUCCCAUAGAUUACCCAUACACAUGGUACGAGGAGAUAACCAGUUCGUCACGAUUUUACGCGCUGGCAGCGGUGUACGGAGGAGUAAUAAUAGGAUUGAUAGUAGCGGAGAUAAAACCAUAUUGGAAAGUGAACAAAGAAGACCGUGGUAUUUUGUGCUCUAGUCUCGACGACGAAUCGCUUGUCGGAUAUAUAUUAAGUUUAGGAGUAAGACGCGCCUAUAGACGAAAUGGCAUAGCUUCGCUCCUUUUGGAGCAAUUGUUGGCACAUGUUACUGCACCGGAGCGCUCGACAGUUAAAGCAGUGUUUUUACAUGUGUUGUCAAGUAACGCACCAGCAAUACUCUUCUAUCAAAGAUGCCAUUUUCGGCUUCACAGUUUUCUGCCUUAUUACUACUCUAUCCACGGCAAGUGUAAGGACGGCUUUACUUACGUUCUGUACGUAAACGGAGGCCACGCUCCAUGGGGAUUAUGGGACUGGAUGCGCCAUGUGGCUGGAUCCAUUGUAAGUCUCGGACCCUGCAGAGUGCCGCACUGGAUAUGGCAGAGAUUGCUCUGGGCGGCGACUCUUCUUUCGUACCAUAGAUGAUACCAGCUUGUUUAAACCGUGACCAUAGUAUUUGUAUUCAGCCUCGUCCCUGGUGAAAAAAAUUCUCAGAAAUUUCUCAGAGUAAUAUAUCCUGUUUUCGAGAAAUUUGGAGAAAAAUAUUCUGUACCCUAUAUAUUUCUGGAAA